Phalaenopsis equestris is the source of this 2022-nucleotide messenger RNA. RefSeq names its product pentatricopeptide repeat-containing protein At4g21065-like. The coding region runs from base 20 to 1840 and encodes 606 amino acids. Gene Ontology annotation, biological process: RNA modification. The record is from RefSeq and is a predicted model, not a curated record. The transcript is spliced from 2 exons. Gene Ontology annotation, molecular function: RNA binding; zinc ion binding; protein binding. NCBI's taxonomy places the organism in Eukaryota, Viridiplantae, Streptophyta, Magnoliopsida, Asparagales, Orchidaceae.
CCUCCCAUGCAGGUGGAGGAUGAUGAGUCCCUCCCUUCAGUUGGCAAUAACAAUCCAACCACCAUCAUCAUCCCCAAUCCCCAUCCGCGCCACCGAGCAACAAUGCCUCUCCCUCCUCCAUUCCACCUCCUCCCUCCCCAAACUCCUCCAAGCCCUCACCUUUCUGCUCAAAUCCGGCCUCCACUCCAACAUCCUCAUCCUCACACGUUUCGCCGCCGCAGCUUCCUUUCUCGGCCCCUCCGCCACCGCCGCCGCCGCCGCCCUCCUCUUCUCCCCUUCCCAUUCCCCACUCCCCCUCCACGACUCCUUUCUCUUCAACACCGCCCUCCAGUCUCUUUCCCCUUCCCCUCUCCAUCCCCUCCCCAUCUUCUCCCUAAUGCUUCGCCUCCACCUCCCUCCCAAUCACUUCACCUUCCCCUUCCUCCUCAAAGCCAUUGCCUCCCUCCCCUCUCCGCUCCCCGCCGCUUCCCAAGCCCAUGCUUCCGCCCUCCGCUUCGGCCUCGCCGGCGACUCCUUCGUCCACAACACCCUCAUCCACGCCUACGCCGCGGUACGCUGCGUAGCCGCCCUCGAGUCUGCCCGAAAGGUUUUUGACGAAAUGCCUAAACCAUGUCCCGUCACCUUCAGCGCCAUGAUCGGCGGCUACAUCCUCUCUGGUCGCUCAAAUGAAGCCGUGGCGCUCUUUCGCCAGAUGCAGCUGACCAACAUCCCGCCAGAUGAUGUCACCAUCAUGACCGUCCUCUCGGCAUGCGUCGACCUCGGAGCGCUCGACCUCACGCAUUGGAUUAAAUUCUACGUGGAAAGGAUGAAGAUGCCCAAAACCUUAUUUCUCUGCAACGCAUUGGUGGACGCACUUGCCAAGUGCGGGGACGUCGACGGCGCCGUGCAGCUGUUCGACAGAAUGCCCGAGAAGAACAUUGUAUCGUGGACUUCGGUGAUCCACGGACUAGCGAUGCACGGCCGUGGGGUCGAAGCUGUGCGGGCAUUCGAGGCCAUGAAAAACGCCGAUUUUGAGCCGGAUGCUGUUGCAUUUAUCGGCGUGCUCAAAGCUUGCAGCCAUGGCGGCCUGGUCAGUGAUGGCCGUUACUACUUUGAUUCAAUGAGCAGGGACUUUGGGGUCCAGCCGAGAAUUGAGCAUUAUGGUUGCAUGGUGGACUUGUUCAGUCGAGCAGGGAUGGUGGAAGAAGCAAUGGAGUUUGUGGGAGCAAUGCCCAUCAAGCCAAACCCUGUUAUUUGGAGGACUCUCAUUGCAGCUUGCAGAGUUCAUGGAAAACUCGAGCUAGGGGAGAGGAUCACAAAGCAAUUGAUCAACCAGGAGCCAUUAUAUGGCUCCAACUAUGUCCUGCUAUCAAAUUUCUAUGCUUUAAACAAGAGGUGGGAGAAGAAGUGGGACAUCAGAAAGUCCAUGGACCAGCAAGGAAUGCGCAAGGCUCCAGGAUUCAGUUCAUUUGAGCUGAAUGGGGAGAUUUAUGAGUUUGUUGCAGGAGGGGAGAAGCUUUCACACUACCAGGAGAUCUAUGAGAUGGUAGAAGAGAUUUCUAAGAAGCUGAUGGGGGCGGGGUUCAUGGCCGCCACAUCGGAGAUGUUGCUGGACAUCCAUGAAGAAGAUAAGGAGGAUGCGUUGCACUGGCAUAGUGAGAAACUGGCCAUAGCUUUUGCUUUGCUCAGAACUCCUCCUGGAACAAGAAUCAGGAUUGUGAAGAACUUGAGGGUCUGUGGAGAUUGCCAUUCUGCAACCAAGUUCAUAUCUAAGGUUUACCACAGAGAGAUUGUUGUGAGAGAUCGGAGUCGUUUUCAUUGUUUCAAGGAUGGUUUCUGUUCCUGCAAAGACUUUUGGUGAGGAGGUGCUUAAUAUGAUACUACUAACUCAGGUUUGUGAUUCGAACACACUAGUUUUGAUGAUUGUAUCAGAUUGAAAUGAGUGGUCAGAUAGGCAUGAAUGUAUCUACACAUUUUUAAUUGUGUUUGAAUUCAUGUCUCAUUCAUGUUUGAUUAAAAUUUUGAAUUUCUAGAAUAUCUAAA